AUGCCUCUCAUUCCAGCGCGCAAAGCUGUUGCCUUCUCCAUCAAGGCCGGCCAGGACCUGAAAAUCAUCAACACGCAUGGAAAGCAGGUCCUCGACUUCUGGGCGUUCAACCCUAGCAAUCCCUAUGAUUUCUCGUCGAUGGUCCACACGAGGACUGUCAACCUCAGCGUUGCCCUCGCUAGGGGCGAUAAGCUGUACAGCACGCGCAGAAAACCCAUCUUGACUCUUGUUGAAGACACAACCCGUGGGACGCACGACAUGAUCUGGUCGGCAUGCGAUGCAGAGAGGUACUGCAUGCAGGGCUUUGACGGCUACCACGACAACUGCACCGACAACAUGCACAAGGCCCUUAAAGACAAUUUCCCCAGUUUCCACAUCGCAGACGACUGGGUCCCAGACCCGCUCAACAUCUUCAUGAACGUCGCCAUCGACCACCAUGGCGGCCUCGACAUCAGGGUGCCCACCAGCGACAAGGGCCAGUAUGUCGUAUUCCGCGCUGAAAAGGACCUGAUCGUCGUCAUGAGCUCUUGCCCGCAGGACAUGGCGCCUGUCAACGGCGGAAUGCCCACAGAUUGCGAGUACCAAAUCCUCGAUAGCGACUCGCCCGCCCCGACGGCAUCCACGUUCGCGGCAUCGGUUGUCCCUCCUAAGGCUCGCAAUGUCAAGAUCGCACUCUCUAUCGACUUUGACGCAGUCUCACACUGGCUGGGCACGGGCUGCCACAAAGACAACAAUAUGGCGGACUAUAGUUCUGGCAUCUUCGCCGGCCAGGUCGGCGUCUACCGCCUGAUCGACAUGUUCAAGAAGAACCAGGUCGCCGACAAGGUGACAUGGUUCAUCCCCGGCCAUACUGCCGAGACCUUCCCCGAGGCCGCCAGAGCUGUCGUCGCGUCCGGCGCCGAGAUUGGGCUCCACGGCUAUGCACACGAGGGCAUCUACCAGAUGAGCGAGGAGCAGGAACGAGAUGUCCUGCUGAAGUGCAUCGACGUCGCCACGAAGCUCGUCGGCAAAAAGCCCCGCGGCUACCGAGCGCCCAUGUAUACCAUCCGCGAGACGACCGUCGAGCUCCUCCGUCAGCACGAGUUCCUCUACGACUCGUCCCUGAUGCACCACGACUCGCAGCCCUACUUCACUCCGGCCGACCCGCCCAUCAGAAUGUGUGAUUUUUCUCAGCCGGCCGAGUCGUGGCUCAAGCCCUCCCCAAUCGCGUCGCAGGCAUACCCAGCCGACGACAAACACCCGCUCGUCGAGCUGCCCUGCGGCUGGUACAACGAGGACAUGAUGCCUAUGAUGUACCUGCCCCACCUGUCCAAUAGCAUGGGCUACGUGUCGACGCGAGUGGUGGAACAAAUGUGGAAAGACAAGUUCCUGUGGCUGUGGGAGACGAACACCAAGGAAGGGUGCGAGGCGGCCGAUUUCAUCUUCCCCCUACUGGUGCACCCUGAUGUGAGUGGAUUGGCGCACAUCAUCGGAAUGAUCGAUCGAUUCAUCGGCUGGCUUAGGGGCUUUGGGAAUGCGGUUCAGUUUUGCACCUGCGAGACAAUUGCAGCUGAGUGGCUGGCUGUGCAAAGGAAGGCUGUGGGCAAGGGUUAA
Molecule: messenger RNA, 1593 nt
Organism: Thyridium curvatum
Lineage: Eukaryota; Fungi; Ascomycota; Sordariomycetes; Thyridiales; Thyridiaceae
Exons: 3
Coding region: 1-1593 (530 amino acids)
Biological process (GO): carbohydrate metabolic process
Molecular function (GO): hydrolase activity, acting on carbon-nitrogen (but not peptide) bonds
Source: RefSeq, a predicted model, not a curated record